This is a messenger RNA of Penicillium brevicompactum, 396 nucleotides long. RefSeq names its product cupin domain-containing protein. The record is from RefSeq and is a predicted model, not a curated record. NCBI's taxonomy places the organism in Eukaryota, Fungi, Ascomycota, Eurotiomycetes, Eurotiales, Aspergillaceae. The coding region runs from base 1 to 396 and encodes 131 amino acids. The transcript has a single exon.
AUGCCAGAGUCCGUCAUCAUUAGAAGCGGUCACAACGAGACCGCAAAUUGCAUCAAACCCACUGAAACUUUCACCGGCGAUGUAUUCCUCGAUCCCAUCCAUUUCGACGCCAACGCAUCCAUCGCAAAUGUUACAUUCACGCCCUGCGCCCGCACACAUUGGCACACGCACGAAAAGGGUCAACUCAUUCGAGUAGUCGCAGGAAACGGAUGGGUUUGCGAUAAAGGUGGAGUGCCACAACGUCUGCGAACCGGUGAUGUCGUCUGGGCUCAGCCAGGUACAACACAUUGGCAUGGUGCAGAUGACAACAGCAUAUUGACGCACUUCGUUGUUGGUAUUGGAAAGACGGAAUGGCAUGAUGCUGUGACUGAAGAGCAAUAUAGCCAGAAGAACUAG